Messenger RNA from Labrus mixtus (cuckoo wrasse), 1108 nucleotides. RefSeq names its product GTP binding protein 8 (putative) (gene gtpbp8). NCBI's taxonomy places the organism in Eukaryota, Metazoa, Chordata, Actinopteri, Labriformes, Labridae. The record is from RefSeq and is a predicted model, not a curated record. The transcript is spliced from 7 exons. Bases 11 to 874 code for a protein of 287 amino acids. Gene Ontology annotation, cellular component: mitochondrion. Gene Ontology annotation, molecular function: GTP binding.
UCAGGGGACGAUGAUUUGUCUCCGGCUGCGUCCGUGCCUCCAGCCUGGGACUCAGGUUUGCGGGUCUCACCUCCGACUGGUCCAUAAAUUUGCUUCUCUUCAAAAAGCCACAACACUUCCUGCAAAGAAAGUCCAAAGCUUACUUUACCCCUUUAGUGGUCUGGAGGCUUACCUGGACAGGUCUGUGGACAGGACACCGUUCCAGCUCUUUCAUCCCAGUCUGGAGGACAUGCUCAAAGCAGAAAGCCUUUUUCAUUCUUCAGCGUCUCAUAAGGUCGAUUACUACGUCUCUGCAGAGAGGAUGGACCACGUUCCUGCGCUGAGGCAGCCCGAGGUGUGUUUCAUUGGUAGAAGCAACGUGGGGAAGUCGUCUCUCAUCAAAGGUCUUUUCGCCCUGACACCUGAGGUCGAGGUCCGAGUCUCCAAAACUCCUGGUCACACUAAGAAGAUGAACUUUUUCAGAGUGGGCAAAGCGUUCACCCUCGUGGACAUGCCGGGCUACGGACACAGAGCACCCGAAGACUUUGUGGACAUGGUGGAGCCGUACCUUUACAGCCGGACAAACCUGAUGAGGACCUUCCUGUUGGUCGAUGGCAGCGUUGGUCUUCAGGGGGCUGACCUGAUCGCUCUGGAGAUGUGCGAAGAAAUCAGACGACCGUAUGUGAUCGUAGUGACAAAGAUUGACAAAUGUACCCGUGGAACGCUGCUGACGAACUUGAUGAACCUGCAGGAUGUGGUUAAGAGUCAGACCAGCAGCUGCUUCCCACAGCCUUUCCUCGUCAGCGCCCUCAACUUCUGGGGGAUCUACCUCCUGAGAUGCUUCAUCGCCCAUGUGACAGGGAGCCUCAAGUUAGCGGACACGUGUCAAAGCUGACGUCACGCCCGACGAGCUGACUUAGUAUUUAUGAUCCUCAUGACCAUUACCAUGGUAACAUGUUACAGAGCACAAACAGGACACACAAUAAUAACAAAACAAAAGCAGUAACACUCGGCAUGGUCAAAAUACAACAGAAGUAUAAAAUCCUCAUACAUGUACAUUUUUGUGUUGAAGAAUGAUCUUCUAACGCUGCUUCAGAUGAUUUAAUUUUUGAGUAAAAUGUAAAACACA